CCUUGCGGACCUGAGUCGGGAGAGAGAAAAACUCUGUAACUCACUCAGUCUCCAAGUUUGAGAGGAAGUUACCACCUCUUCCCCAGACUCUGAACACGCACUCCAGGCGGAGGCACACACACUUACUACACACACGUUAUUCGGGACAGCAGCGAGCGUGGAACGGUCAGGACUUGUUGUAAAUGUGUUUGCGGGGGAAAAGAAGAGUUGCUGUUCGUCUGAAGGUCUCAGAGUGGACUGAACCACUUCAUCUGGGACGUUUUUCCUCUCAUCACCUACCGGGUGGCCAAAUGAACCGUUUAGCCUGAAGACCAAAGAUCAUAGGCCUUGAUCCAACAGCCAGGGAGAGACCGAGAGGAUCGAGACCACUGCAGCCUCCUAUACAUUAUGAGUCGCGACUGAAGAAUUCCUUUAGGGUUUCGUUUUGUGGUAUGAAAAAGUGAAGACCAAAACACCAUGGAUGUCAAGAAAAAAGAAAUGGACCUCCUAAGCAACAGCAUUGCAGCUUUGGCACACAUUAAAGCCAACCCAGAAAGCUUUGGGCUGUACUUCGUCCUCGGCGUUUGUUUCGGCCUGGUUUUGACCCUCUGCCUCCUGGUGAUCCGCAUCUCCUGUAAGCCACGGACCAACGUUGCUCCUUCCACACCUGAAAAGAACCCCUUAAAGGACGCCAGUGUGGAAGAUGAUGAAAGUGAUGACGAGGAGGAGGAUGAAGGGGACGACGUGGAGGCAUCUGUCGCAUUGCCCAUCACAGAGAUCCCAGUUGGGAAUCAUACCAGCCAGUCAGACGGCACUCUGAGCGUGAACGUUUUUACUUCCGCCGAGGAGCUGGAACGUGCGCAGAGGCUGGAGGAGAGAGAACGAAUCAUCCGGGAGAUCUGGAGGAAUGGCCAGCCUGAUAUCCUGGGGACUGGGACGGGGACUAUUGGAAGAGUGCACUACUACUAACGUACGCAAAUCUUCAAGGAAACAUGCUUAAUGGACGUAGACACACAAACAUUUGGGCCUGGUGUCCUUUGAGUCUGAGAGCUUCUGCUUGAUGCAAAGUGACUUGUGGACCAUAAAAAAAAAUUAAAAAUACGGUGCUAAAUUUGACAUAUUUUGCUGAACUUUGAGAUAUUGCACUUCUUCUGUAGCAUUAUACGUUACUGUCAACUGAAUACAUGGGACUGAACUAAGAGAUGUCUUGACAACCUCUGUGGAAAUCAAGUGGAAUAAAUAGUGGUGCUGAAGGACUCUUGGAUAAGUCAACCUUUAAAUAUACAAGGAAGAUGUAUAGAUAUUGAGCAUUGAAUGUUUUUUCUCAGUUAAUACAUUCCUAAAGGGAGUACUGACAUGAACUUCACACCAGAUUUCCACUUCUCUAAACAGGUUUUUUGUACAUUGACAUUCAAAGCUUUCAGUUUUUUGUCUCAUCUGACCAGACCAUAUUCUCUCAAACUUUCUCCGACUUGUCCAAAUGUUCCGCAGAAAACGUUGAAUGAGUUUCAACAUGCUGCUUUUCAGUAGCAAAGUCUAGCGCAGUAAGUUUGCAUUGAUGUCAAAAACGGUUGGGUGGAGUUCUUGUCGGAGUUAAUGGGAAAUUCGUACUUUCAUUUUAGGUGUUUCUGAAGCUUGCUGUUAGUGGUCUUUGGCUCCUGGACUACUCUUCUGAUUGUUUUAAUGACACACAUCAGACUGUUACGGACCAUGUAGCCAUGUAUGGUUUGUGAUAAAAUUAUGUUCUUUCUACUUUGAGAUGUUGGUCCCAAAUGUGCAUCCUGGAACAUACAGAAGUGUACAAAUAUGUCUGUAACCAAUACCAUCAGUAUAUUUCACAAGUAUAAGGUUGCAAAGGUCUUGAGAAAGCUCUUUGCUUUUAGCCAUCAUGACAUGUUUCCUGAAACCUUUUCAUCAAUCUUCACUAUUCGCUGUCACGGUAAGAAAGCAGAGUUGGUUUUUAAAUGCUUAACAGAUUUCAACCGGGUCGCUGAGGACUUUUUUCAGCUCCUUUUCCUCUUCUUCAAUAUUCAUUCCCUGUUUUAUUACAUGUUAUACACAUUGCUUAAAUUGUGGGGUUGCUUGUCUUGAUUUCCUUGUAUGGAUUAUUUGUGUGGCUACCAACAUCUGGUGUGAAUUCCAUGCUGGGCCAUUGGGACCAUUGGAAAACAAUUUUCUGAGGAAAAUGUUGAUGGGUUCAAUACUUACUUCCCCACUGUAUUUGGUGCUUGAUGUUAAAACUAAACAGCAACUAAACAAUGAAACAUUAAAAAUCUAAAAGGUU
Fundulus heteroclitus (mummichog) is the source of this 2263-nucleotide messenger RNA. It is a transcript of the gene eva1ba, whose product is annotated as eva-1 homolog Ba (C. elegans). The record is from RefSeq and is a predicted model, not a curated record. The transcript has 4 exons. Bases 457 to 948 code for a protein of 163 amino acids. NCBI's taxonomy places the organism in Eukaryota, Metazoa, Chordata, Actinopteri, Cyprinodontiformes, Fundulidae.